AUUAAAUUUUUUUUUUCUCAAUGCAAGUUAUUAAACUUCGUUAAGUACAUUUUAUAAAUUAAGCUUAAAGGUUAUAUGAUAGUCAUGUGACAUAGUCAUGUGACUACAAGAGAGAGGAAGUUUAAUGUGUCGUAUAAAUAGCCAAAACGGAAAUUCCCUUGAAAAUUAUUUUUUCUUGUUUUGCAUUUAAAAGGAUCUAAAGAAAACAUACAGUUUUUAAGGCUGUCAAUAUAAUGGCUUUCGCAGCAAGUGACGAAUUCGUUGGAUUAGCGUUGGAUACUGAACUGCAAAAAGGCGUCAUCGAAGAACAACAGCAGCGUGAACCUACUAAAAUCAAUAUAGGGGUGACUGGUCCAACAAAGUCUGGUAAAUCAUCUGUCAUUAACCGACUAAGAAAUGUUUCAUCUACUGAAGAAGGAGCUGCAGAAGUAGACAAUACUAAAACAGAUAGCAGUACUGAUGAUUACAAAUAUUCCCAUAACCAAAAUACCGACAUUUUGCUUUGGGAACUACCUGAUCAAAAAGGCAAAGAGUUUGAUCGGUACGACUUCUUCUUAGUAUUGUCAGAGAAAAAUUUCUUCGAAUCUGAUAAAUGGUACAUAAACAAAAUCUUAGAGACAGAGAGGCCAUGUUUCUUCGUUUGUACUUGUGUAGGUAGAGGUUUCAGUAAAACCAACUCAGCUGCCCUAAAACAUAAAACAUGUAAGGAUACUUUAGAAAAGACAAGGGCAAGUUGUAAGCGAAACCUUGAAUGUUGCGGAAUAAAGAAUCCAACAGUGUUUCUUGUUGAUACUGAUGAUGCUAAAAAUAGUUUCGAGUUUGAGGCAUUGCAAGAUAAACUUCUACCAAUGGUCGAAUCAACAAAGAUUGGAGAAAUUCCAUUUUCUUUUGACUGGACGCAGACAGGAAAGAUAAUGAACUCAAAAAAAGAACUCUUAGAGAAAAGAAUACUCGAGAAGGGAAAGCAGGCUUCAAAAGCUAAAACGGUUGAUGAACGAAAGAAGAUACUACAAGAAGAGGUCAUGUUUCAACAACAGCUGUUUGGAAUUGACGAAGACAAUUUAAAAACAAUCGAAACUAUGUAUAAAUUACCCGAAGAUUUGAACAAAAGAUAUGGUAUUGAAUUUGACACAAGAGCUGGCGAUUCGGAGAAAAAUGUAAUACGUUUUGCCAAAGUUGACGAUGGACGUCUAGAGCGCAGUGCUUCUUUGCGUAUUCGGCGGGCUUCAAAUUUUGUUGUGGGAAUGAUAAGAGGUGAAGUGAUGACAAACCUUUGCAAACGUUGCAUGAAAAUCCUAGAGGAAAGUUUAAAGAUGGUUUUUGACUUAAGGGACCAAUUGAAUAAAGAAGUGAUGACGCACCUUGCUGCGCAAAACGAAAAUAAAGGGAGUAACAUGUGUUAGUUUGAAGUCAAAAUUUCAGGUCAUUCGCUCACUCCGUGAGUUCCAGAAGAUUUAUUCUAAUUGUGAAUAAUGACAAAAUUGAAAAGUGUUGUAACGCUUAUUAAUCAAAUGGGAUAAGAAUGCCAUACAAAUACGAUUAUCAAUUUAUUUCCGAGUAUAUUUCUUAAUCAUUUUUUGUAUAUCUUUUUGUUUUAAGUGUCCCCGCUGAUCUACGUAAAGUUUAUAUUUUUCGGCUUUGGACCUCAGUGGAGUUCCUUUAUGUAUUGCCAAUUCACAUACAGUGCAAAACUUUUUAGUUUGCUCUGAUGGAGACAGUGUGCAUUUUCAU
Ruditapes philippinarum (Manila clam) is the source of this 1731-nucleotide messenger RNA. RefSeq names its product interferon-inducible GTPase 1-like. Gene Ontology annotation, cellular component: membrane. The coding region runs from base 234 to 1403 and encodes 389 amino acids. Gene Ontology annotation, molecular function: GTP binding. NCBI's taxonomy places the organism in Eukaryota, Metazoa, Mollusca, Bivalvia, Venerida, Veneridae. The transcript has 2 exons. The record is from RefSeq and is a predicted model, not a curated record.